Messenger RNA from Nicotiana tabacum (common tobacco), 1259 nucleotides. Lineage: Eukaryota; Viridiplantae; Streptophyta; Magnoliopsida; Solanales; Solanaceae. The record is from RefSeq and is a predicted model, not a curated record.
UUUACAUUGGAGAUAAUGUUGGUAGUUGACAAUUAUUUUUCUUUUGAUGCAGUUGGAAUGCUUUGGACUGGAGAGACACCAGAGGUUAAAGCACUCGAGGAGAACAUGGCUUCAUAUUUUAAUAUGUUGCAAGGGCUUCUUCUGCUCUCCCACUCAAGUACAGUGGGCGCAGGACCUACCCUGUCUUCUAGCAUUCAUGCAUCCAUUAAGCAAGUUGUUGAUAGCAGUUUCAUGUUGAUGAAAGAGUCUGUGUCCUCAUAUGGAUCUGACAAUAGAAAACAGAAAUUAUCGAUCCCACAAUUGGUGGGCACUGUAUGGGAAGCUUGUUCUGCUCUUAAGAAGACUCCAGCCACCAAUAUUACUGCUAUAGGUCGAGCAAUGACACAACUUGCCGUUUCCAUGAAGGAUGUACUUCGUGAAAUGAAUGAACUGAAGCCAACAUCAUCUGAUGUAGUAGACGAGUCUUCUGUUCAAGAUUCUCCCGAAGGAGAAAGCAAAUCCGAUGAUAGUGAUGAUUCAUUUGGUGGUGAUCUAGGCAAUGAUCUUUCUCCGGAGGAAAUGAAAAUUGCACGGUUAACUACUGAUGUGGUGUCUGAAACACUUGUGGUCAUUAAAGAACUCAUUCGCUCCAUUACUAGCUUGCUUAAGCAGGAAAGUUCCAUGGAUAAUGCUACUUUUGUAGCCUCUCUGGAGAGACUAUUAAAACUUUCUCAGGAAAUCGGAUUGCAAGUUGAUGAACUUGGAGCUUCUCUUUAUCCUCCACAAGAAAUUUCUGCAUUGAGGGCUGCUACAGAGAAGAUCUCAAGUAGUAUCGAUGAAACACAGGUCGAGUUGGAAAAACUUAAAGGGUGUUCAGAAGAUUUUGUUAAAGCAUGCACAGGUUUGCGGAGUUCAUUGAAACGGCUGGAAGCUGAAUUAGAUCACUCAGAUGCAACUGAUACAAUGUCUAAGAUGGAAAACCUUGUUAUCGAGUAAUGUUAGUAAAAAGGGAAAGAGAAAGGGGAGGAGAAAUAGAUGCUUCUCAAUGAGAUUCUUAGUUUGUAGCUAUGAGUAUGGAGUAAAAAGUUUUAACAGUUAGUUGGAUGUGUUCUUGGUUUUUUGCCAUUAAAUGAAUAUAGAGUUAUUAAACCAUCAAAUGAAUAUAGAGUUGUAGAUCGAUUACUCAUUCCAUACUGUGAAGAAUUAUAGGAAAUUGUUCGAUUACUUCUUUCUAUUUCUUUCUCAAUGAUAUUCGACGAUCAAGACAAUUUCAUUUUAGU